This is a messenger RNA of Pezoporus flaviventris, 3627 nucleotides long. RefSeq lists its product as uncharacterized. The coding region runs from base 165 to 2783 and encodes 872 amino acids. The record is from RefSeq and is a predicted model, not a curated record. NCBI's taxonomy places the organism in Eukaryota, Metazoa, Chordata, Aves, Psittaciformes, Psittacidae. The transcript is spliced from 2 exons.
CAUUAUCAGCCCCCAAAACCGACCUGCCAUGGCUAUAAAAACCAGCAGGCUGAGACCCUGCAACCACCUUAACCUUAAAGGUGCUUCAACCGACCGGAACUCUGCCUCGUCUCUCUCCAGAUCCCCAGGACUGCCAGGAUCCAUCCAAGGAUUGAUAAAGGAAAAUGGAAGGCGAUUGUGACCAGCGGGAAGGGCGAGCUUCGUGGCGUCACCAACCCUGUUUGCGCUAUGGGGAAAAUGCUUUCAGAUUUGUGGUUGCAGGAUUUGCUUUGCUCUCUGGUAUGUGCAUAGCCCUGAGCACUCAAUGUGCCCAACCAACCCAUCAGCACCCCAGGCAAAAAGUCAGUCGUUCCCACUUAGAAAGGCAUCUCGACACAUGGGUCCAGCACAGGGUUAGGAGGUACACAAAAACUGAGACUGAUUGGCCCUGGUCUCAAGCUCACAUAAAAUACACAGGAAGCAUGGGGUUAAAUUCUAACAAAGGCUUAAAUCUGUCAACGGUGGUGAUGCACGGGUCGGAGGUGUACUUGGAAAAUGAAUGGAGCUGGGAUAGCACAAACAGACUUCCACAGCUGCUGGGGACGGUGGGACAACACAUAAAGGUAGGCUGCAGGGUUAUCAAUGGAUCCACUCACCAGCGAGUAAGUCAGAUCUCCGUAACCGAAGUAAAAACUAAGAAGAAUCAGAAAAAGAGCUGUGCUGCAGAAAAAUGGGACUGCUGGUGCAAUUUUACUUUGGUCCAGCCAGUCUUUGUGGUCUGCCUCUGGGCACAAAACAGCGUGGGGCUGUCCUUUAAAUUCCAGAUUAGCACCACGACACACUCCUUUGCUGCCGUCAAGAUCUCCAAGUGCCAUUUCUUGGCCUGGCACGCAGCCCCAUACGCUGAAGUUGGCAACCAGGUAAAAUUGGAAAUUGAAUAUUCCCAAGAAAGUGUAACUGACCCAAUGCAAACUGAUGGCACCAUCAUGACCAUCACUGCCCCUCAUGGCCGCGAGUGGGUCAUGCCAGUAAAAUGCCUCCGUGAGACCAAAACGCUUAAUAGAUCUGAAUUAGGUGCAGAAGCUUCAUGGUAUAAUCAGGAUUAUGGAAACUGUCCACACCUGGUCAUAAACCUCCAGGUAUGGUGUCGAGGAAGCCUAAGCAUAGACAUGUCCUCUGAGCUUGGAGGGAAGUGGUGGAUAGGAGGUCCUGAUGGAUUUAAGAAGGAGUUUACCAUCAUUGCUGUCUUACGCCCCUUCAUUUCCAAAAUAGGCCCUUACGUAGUCAAGCAAAAUCACAUCCAAGAGCUGUUGACGGGGCCUGUCCGAUCACUGAAGAAGGUGGUGUUGUCCCUGUCCACCGUUAACAUUUCAUCUGUCAGACCUCACUGUGCCCCCUUCCUCUCCACGCUCCACACAGGCUGGCUGGCAUGGCUCCACAGCCGCUCCAUCCAGGGCACCCGGGCCAGGAGAGACCUGCUGGCCACAGCACUGGGAGGAGGAGCUGCUGGGAUGGGGGUCCUCAACACUAUGAACGUUGAGGUUUUGACCAACAAGCUGGAGGCUGUCACCUCGGGCGUGCAGGGGCUCCUCAACCCCUUGAAUUCAUCCCUGGCCAGCCUUGGGAUGGGGCAGUGGCUCGUGUCAGAGGUGCUGCCUACCUGGGAACAAAUAAACGAGAAAGACCACCAGAUGCUGUUGCGAGCGUUGGGCAUCGAACAAAAUAACAUCUCUCUUGCUCUUAGCUGCAUCCAGGCCCAGAUGUGGGUGCAGAGUGUCGUUGCAGGUAUCCUGAGAGAUGGGGACAACGGUAUCCUCCCCACCGAGAUCCGAAAGAUCGUGUGGGAUGCAGCCACAGAAAAGGAGCGGAAGCUCCAAGCCUGGUGGAGGCUUGUCAACUUCACCCAUGACCAGGUCCUCAAUGCAGUCAUCACCUACGUCCUCACUGUGACAGAGGCUCGCAUCGAAAAGGUCUACCCUGUUGUGGCCCUGGGGGUUAACACAAAUGGGUCUGUGGUCUACCCCCUGGACCACCGCAUGUGGGCGAGGGUGUCUGAUGGGAAAUGGCAGUCGGUAGAUUUGGAAGCCUGCAUUUUCGAAAGGGGGCUGGGAUUCAUAUGUGAAGAUGAUGCCCUUAAAGCAAGUGACGUUUGCUUUGACACCAGAGAGGGGGUGUGCCACUUUGAGAUCAAUCCCCAGAGCAGCAAUAAGACCGUGUUGGUGUACGUAGGGAAAGGGUGCGUGUGCUUCAGAACAAUGUGUAAAUACGUGCAGAUCAAUGAAGUCUAUAACCAGAGCGUGUUUAACAACUCAAAUAUGUGUGCUUGCAAUGUAGCUGUUAUUAGAGGCUGUGAUUUUGUGUAUAAGCCACCUGUAUUCACUAGCCAGUUGCUAAUAAGAAACUACACCUUGUAUCGUAGUAUAACCCCAACCCCUAUCGGUAUGGAUUUGUCACUUGUAAAAGAGAUGUUAGAGCAUGCAAAUUUACAGCAGCUGCUAGAAGAUGCUAAGGCAGAAGCUAGAAAGAUCCUAAUAACUGUACAUCACGAUGGUAAUGUUAUAAAGCAGGUAAUGGAACGAAUAAAGAGGGUGGGAGAACAUCAUUGGUGGGAAAUUUUCUUUGGCUGGUCCCCCACUGCCACCAGCAUCUUCAAUGCGCUGCUGCACCCUGUAGUAGUUAUCCUGCUAAUGCAAAUCUGUGUGUGCUUUGCCAUGGUAGUGACUUGUUACUGGAUGAGGCAGGUGAAACUCUGCAUUGACAAAGAGGUGCAAGGACUGAGGUUGGCCAAACGCCUCCUGCCAUAGUCAAGGGCAAGACUGGGUUGGCCUCUGUGUUUGCCACCAAGAAGAACCUUUAGCUCCGCUGUUGGCUGCAACCCAGUAGGCGUUGAGCGGUGGGGACACAUGCCAUGCCAGACCUUGAUGUGAGGGAUGGCCUCCUCUGGUAUAAGAGGGCCAUCCAGGAGGGAAGGGCAGGCCAAGCAGCUUGUGGUUGGCGUGAAUCACAGAAUGGUAGAGGUUGGAGGGGACCUCUUGAGAUGAUCAAGUCCAAUCCCUCUGCUCAAGCAGGGCCACCUAAACCAGACUGCCCAGGCUGUAUCCAGCUGGGUUUUGACUGUCUCCACAUAUAGAGACUCCACAACCUCUCUGGGCAACCUGCACCAGUGUUUCAUCAACCUCACAGUAAAAAAGCAAAAGUUAGCAUAAGUAACUAUUAUAAGUAAUAAUAGUAAUAAGUAACUAUUGUGUUUGAACCUCCCAUCCUCACAUGCUAAUGUCAAGAUGCUGCUCUUGUGUGAUAUAAGACUCCUUAAGCAGAAAAGGAGAAAAGGAAAGCCAAGGACUGUGUCUUUGGAAGUGAAGAGAAGGGAACAUCAUGCUAGAGCCUGGAAACCACUCACUGAAGAUGGCAGUGGUGUUACCAGCCUCAAAGACUUGGAAAGAUGAUAAAAGAUGAGCAGAAUGUAAUCACCUUGGACUUAAAGGAGCUGAAUCCACAUGGACCUUUGCAGCAUCUAUCUCCAGGUUCCCAAGACUCCCAGUGCACCUGGCCAGUGCAUUGGUGAGAUCUUGUUUUUGGAGCCUGGACAUCACUGCUUUGUUUUGCUUUGCUUAGUUGUGCACGCACUCAAUAAAGUCUAUCUGUUAG